Molecule: messenger RNA, 378 nt
Organism: Hyaloperonospora brassicae
Lineage: Eukaryota; Oomycota; Peronosporomycetes; Peronosporales; Peronosporaceae
Source: the annotation of a GenBank genome assembly
AUGUCCGCGCUGCGUCUCGCCUUGUGGCGCAAGCCCCUGCGCCCCGCGUCGUUGCCGCCCCACGACAAUGGCACGACGACGACCGCCGCGGCUACGACCGCCGUCGAGAUGCGCCGCACGCUCGGCCUCUUCGACCUCCUCAUGGUCGGCAUCGGCGGCACCGUCGGCUCGGGCGUCUUUGCCAUUGCCGGGCUCAUUGCCAGUCGCUACGCAGGGCCCGCCGCAACGCUGUCGUGGCUCCUCGCGGGCCUCGGCUGCCUCUUGAGCGGCCUGAGCUUCAUGGAGCUCGCGUGCCUCAUUCCGUCGUCCGGCAGCACGUACGCCUACGCCUACCACGCCCUGGGCGAGUUGCCGGCGCUCCUCGCCGGCUUUCUUUGA